Messenger RNA from Ailuropoda melanoleuca (giant panda), 3594 nucleotides. RefSeq lists its product as uncharacterized. Lineage: Eukaryota; Metazoa; Chordata; Mammalia; Carnivora; Ursidae. Bases 2604 to 3566 code for a protein of 320 amino acids. The transcript is spliced from 17 exons. The record is from RefSeq and is a predicted model, not a curated record.
CAGACGCUUAACGACUGAGCCACCCAGGCGCCCCUCGAUUUGUACUUUCCUAAUGUAUGUUUGAUCCGUAACCUGGUCUACAUUUGAAGCGCCCUUGAAGUCUAGUAGGGAGAAAGGGAAAUCUGACACAGCUAGAAAGCAAUGGAAAACACUAAGGGCUGCAUCAGAUGUUGAAGAGGAACUGAUCAUACCAUGGAGAUAAAAAUGAUCUCUGGAACAUCCUAGAUUCAUUCUGUGGAAAAAUGUCUACAAUAAAUUUAAUAUGGUUAUGAUUUUGGCUUAAUUCUGUUAGAGUCUGGAACUGGAGAAGAAAUCACAGGAUGGGUUCAGGACCCACUGGGCCCACUGUGAGAGGGACCUGUGCUAAAACUCCAUUGAUCACCUGACCUCCAUAAGCUCCUACUCUGACUGAAAGUAAACCGCAGAAAGAGACUGGAAUGAGGAAAUGGAAAGCUGACCAGAGAGGCUAGACAGCUUCUUGUUCCUGCCACUGGUCUGGAGGUCCUUGCACCAGAAGACAGGCCUGGGUGGGGACUACACUACUGGUCCAUGGACUGUAUUUUGAAUAGCAAGGACUUAGAAGACUGGAAAGAAAGAGCUGCAUCCAGAUGAAUGCCUUUUGGUGUUUUUCCUUUUGUGUCCAAGUCAGUGGUAAGCCUUUGUCCGCUGAUGGGAAUGAGGUAGCGGGCAGCCAAGCCACAUAACGGGAGCCUGGAGAAAGACGUCUUGGGCAAUUUGCACAAGAGUUUCCUUCUUUAAAACAUCACACGAUUGAAGACCAAAACCAAUUCUUUAUUGGUAAAAAGUUAGUUACAACUUGAAAGAAAUGACAACCAAUUUCCUUUUUUAAAAACUUUCAUGUCAGUGGACCAAGACCAACAUUUCAAAGAUGAGCCUAAAAGAACACAAAGAGAAGAGUGAAGAAUGAAAAUGCAGCCCAUAGAGAGCAGAAGCGGAAAAUAAGAACCAGUUUCAUUUCAGAUACCUGUGGCUGUUUCUGCAAUGACUAACAUCGGGGUUACAUGGAAGAGUGACUUUGGCUGUGUUUGGACGGUCAGCUCAUCCUGGGGUGCAUCCUCACAAUCACCCGGACAGCCGCUCGAAGCCCCGAUUGCUGGGACUUGUAGCCCCACCUACAGACUCUCUGAUUCCUAAGGUCUGGGGUAAAACUUGCCGAUGCGCAUUUCUACCAAGUUCUCAGAUGAUGCCGGUGCUGUGACCCAGGGGACUGCACUGGAGGACCCAGAACCACACUCAGGGUACAGCGGCCUUUCUCUCUUGGAGCACAGAACUAGGACUGCGGAGAGGCGAUCUGAACAGACUCGUUUUCGAGUAAGUCGACAAAGAACAAACACACAAACCAACACGGUUUUGUUUAAUUAUCAGCAGUCGAGUCGUUUUUGCUGCAGAGGACAGUUUUUCCACUCUCGUCAAGGCUAAAUAGGUCCCAGAGGGUUGGCCCCCGCACCAACAACCACUUGUAGUAACCACACUGUUUUCCUAUGUUAAACUCCCCUCUGAGUUCUGGCAGGUUGAUAACACCCAGUCUGUUUGAGACUCAACCUCUUUGGAGAGUGAACGUUUCCUGAGCUUUCACAGUCAGCCUGUGCUUCCAUUGGAAACUCAUUCAUGGCAUCCAGCCCAGGACUUUCCACAGAGGGACAUUUCCAAAUGAUCAGACAGAGAAGUUUGAAACCCCAUCCAAGGCCAUGAGGCCAGAGGCCAGAGGCCACAGAGAAUCCAGCUCCUUAUUCUCUCAAACGGUGGUGUUAUUUUACUCGUACCUGAAGCCUGAUUUGCAUGGAGAGAGCCAGCGAGAGAGGGAACACAAGCAGGGGGAGUGGGAGAGGAAGAAGCAGGCUCUCAGCAGAGCGAGGAGCCCGAUUCUGGGCUCGAUUCCAGCACGCUGGGAUCAGGCCCUGAGCCAAAGGCAGAUGCUUAACGAUUGAACCACCCAGGCACCCCAAGAAAUAAUGUGAUGUUAAAGCAGCAAGGUCCUUCAGUGAUGAAGCCCAUAGUGUGAGCGCGGAAGCAGAAUAUGGGGCGAUACCGGCAGAAGAAGACGCAGGUCAGGCCCCCACUUCCAAGCAAACCAUCUUGGGCAUCGCCUGGCUUCUCAGGAGUGCCUUGGCUCUGGUGGUCAGGGUUUUUGAGGGAACCUGGCCGCAUGGUUAAUAAAGCUUCCAGAAUUGUUCACCUGCCUGCCGAGCCUCUGGGAAAGGCUCCUCGCUCGUGAGUGAUGGCCACAGAAUCCCGGAGUGGCAGGGCUGACAAAGCACACGGGGCAAGCCCUUGACCUACACGUGAAAGAGGAGACCAAACCCGGAUCAGAGGGAACGAAGUCCACAUCCAGCUUCUCCUGACCUCCUGGAAUCCAGUCCACCAUGCUCUGAGGUUCGGUCUCGGGCCUCCUAAGGGUCGUGACUCAGCACAAGCAGUAACUCAGGCCGGAGACUGCAAGCUUCUCCCCCUGCCUCCUACCUGUCUUCAGGAGCUGCCAAUGAUCAGAAGCCUUGAGAGGCCUGAAACAAAGGCUACAAGCCACAGAAUCUUGCUUUCUUGGGCUCGCAGACUUGUCAGCAGCCCUUCAUGCCGCCAAAGCAAUGUGUAACACCGUAAACAACAAGAAAAGCAGGUUGGAGGAUAUGCUGACAGCUUGCAAGAAUUCAGACCAAACUCAAACUAAAAAACCAAGUCGCCCCACAGUCGGGGGCCCGAAUUCCUACCAGCCCAGCGGCUGGACCCCAGGCUGCUCCAGUCCCGGCCCCUGCGGAGGGUGGGCGCGCUCAGCACCCCGCCACGCGCUCGCCUUUUGCAAAAGCGGCUGGGCGGCUGCGCCCUCCUCUGGCCGAAGCUGCUACUUCCAUUCGCGGCAAAGCGCGAGGCUGCCUGCGACUCUGAAGGCAGCUGCCGCCCGCGUCACUGCGGUUUUCCCAGAGCCGCAGCCCCCGGCCGCACCUACCAGGAAACAGGUGCGCAAGCCAAGCCGCGGGAGAGAGGGCUCUUCUGCCGGAUUAUUUUCAGGGCGGCAGUGUUUGGGGGAGAGGAGGCCCCCCUCCCCCGGCCUCCCACUUAAGUUCCUUGCUGGGUGCUGCGCCUACGCUCAGAUGCCAAGUACCGCUGCCGGUUGCGCGGGUGCAUCUCAGAGGCGCUCCCUCCUGGUCCCCUCCGGAGGGGCCGAGCCUGCAAGUAAAGUGAGCGGCAGCCGGAGUCUUCUGCUCAAGCUUUGUCCUCCCCCAACUACCUCCCUCCCCGCACUCGCCCCCGUCCCCGUCCAGCAGCCGCUACGCUUCCCCGUGGUCCGUUCCUUCCCUGCUCUGAGGCCAGCGGCGGUUUCUUUCACUUCCCUCGCUCAGGAAAGGACGGGACGCUUCUGUCCCGCUCUCCAGGGACGGCUUGCAGAUUCCCGUCCCCACCGAGACAGGCGAGUCAGCUCCGCGGUCCCGGCCCCUUUGGCCUGCUUACUACGGCCCUGCAGGAUGAGAAAGGAACCCGCUUACCGCUGUGCCUAUUUUCCCGGGUGUUCACCCCACGUCCCACCUGGGCACCAUCUGGGAAAAACCUGACGGCGCAGAUGGUUUGAGCUCUCCAGCC